AAUCUGUCAUUUUACACCUGUCAAAUGAUCGAUGAUUUAAUUUGAAUGUAAUCAUUCGAAUGAUUACUCAAUCAUUUACUCUACAAUAAUCAACCAAAGACGAAGAUUUCAAUUGAAAUAAUUUUCCAAACAUUUCUUGAUAUAUAUUCAUUAUAGUGGACAGCAGUGUUGUGAUCAUGUCACCAGUAGCCAAAUUAAUCGAUGAUUAUUGUUUUAAAAUUGAUUUAAAUAGAACAAUAUGGCCAUCAACUAUGAGUAAAAUGAAUGAUUCAUCAAUAAUUGGACGAUUAUCUGGGAAUUUUAAUUAUAACAUGAAAAAUACAACACAGUCUAAUUGUCAACUUCGAGCUGGAUUAUAUCCAAAUGAGUUUGUCAUAAUCGAUAAUCAACAAUAUGUUUGUACAUCAAGUUAUGAAAUAUUGGCAAUGUUACUACAAUAUUGUGGCUGUAGUAUUAACUUUAUUGUAUCCGAUGAGAAUUAUGGCGGAUUUCUCACCGCAAACGGUUCAUCAUGGACUGGAAUAUUACGAUUGAUUGAUGAAAAUAAAAUCGAUUUCAUACCGCAUAUGUUAUCCAGAAACAAUGAACGUAAUGCAAUAUUGAAUAACGAAUUUCUUAUGCCACAAGAACAUUUAGUAGCAAUAUUAAGCCAGAAGCGAUAUCUAGCCGAUGAUGAUCCAUUGAAAUUGUUUCGGGCAUUUUCCAUGGAUAUUUGGUCGUUGAUUUUUGUUUCAUUCAUUUGUUUUACAUUAUCGAUAUAUGUGAUGAACAAAAUUCAACAAAAAUACAAUGAUCCCUUUGAUAACAAGCAUCAUUUUAAUCAACAAAUGACAGAAUUCCUUUUAUUGCAUAAUAUGGUCGAUGUAUUUGCAUUGUUCAUGGGACAAGAAUUUUUCAAGUGGAAAAAUUCAAUUUGUGAUCAACGUAACAAAUUGAAACAACAUAAUUGUCGACGAAGGCGACCACAACAUCAACGCCAACAUUUAUAUCCAAUAAGAAUAUUACGUAAUUCAUUAAUAUUCUGGAUUGUUUGUUCACUAAUAUUACGAUUAUUAUUUGCCACUGAUAUAUUGGCUUUAUUAGUAUCGCAAAAAGAACAAAUGAUUAAUACAUUUCAACAGCUAGGUAUUUGGCUAUGGCAGCAUAAUGAUUAUCGUAUAUUUGUUGAACAACAAUCAACGACUGGAAGAAAUUUCCGCACAAAAUUCGCCCGUUUUGAUGAUCGAUUUGUUACGAUCGAAUAUGAAGACGCAACCACAUGGCAUACAAUUGAUAAAUUAAUUAACGAUCGAUAUUUCCUUAUUGUUGAUCGUGAACGUGCCAAUUUAAUUGCAGAUUUCUAUGGGAAUCUUAAACUGCAUGUAUCAAAAGAAGGAUUGCUAUCAACCAUGUCAAAUAUUGCUAUACGAAAAAAUUUGAAUGAACCUGGUAAAACACAUUUGCUUGAAGUGUCGAAAAAAAUUUUCCAUUAUGGUAUAUGGAAAUUAAGUAUGGGUAAACUUAUUCGUUAUAAUUGGCUGAAAAACGAAAUUAAACGAUUAAAAUAUCAAGAGUUUAAAAUUUCAAAUAAUACAAAUCUUUAUAGCCAAGAGAAAUCUGAAUUACGAUUCAAACGAAAUCAACUUAAUAAUGAAUCGAAAACUCGUACAUCGAAUGCAACGAAUGCAUCAUCAUUGAUCCAUCUUUAUCUAUUGGCUAUCGCAAUAUCAUUGAUUAUAUUUUUUCUGGAACAAUUACACUAUAUAUUGAAAAGGAAAAAUAAAAAAUAG
This is a messenger RNA of Dermatophagoides farinae (American house dust mite), 1769 nucleotides long. RefSeq lists its product as uncharacterized. NCBI's taxonomy places the organism in Eukaryota, Metazoa, Arthropoda, Arachnida, Sarcoptiformes, Pyroglyphidae. The record is from RefSeq and is a predicted model, not a curated record.